This is a messenger RNA of Colletotrichum fioriniae, 642 nucleotides long. RefSeq names its product mitochondrial 54S ribosomal protein bL21m. The record is from RefSeq and is a predicted model, not a curated record. Gene Ontology annotation, cellular component: mitochondrial large ribosomal subunit; ribosome. Gene Ontology annotation, molecular function: structural constituent of ribosome. Lineage: Eukaryota; Fungi; Ascomycota; Sordariomycetes; Glomerellales; Glomerellaceae.
AUGAGUCGCACAUUGCUGCGCUCCGUCUUGGAGCUCAGGACACCCAUCACGCGCCUCCCGCCGACCUUCCUCCUGCCGAACCACGCCCGCCGCUUCAACUCCACGGCACCCAUCAUCGAGCCCGCCGCAGCCGCACAAGAUGCACCUCCCGUCGCCGCGCAAACCUCCUCAAUAGCACAACAGGCCGCCGUCGGCGCCGCUCAGAGCACCACCCAGACAUCGACAUCAUCCGCAACGACCCCGAUCUCCGAAUCCGUGCAGGCGGCCCUGCCCUUCCUGGCAGCCCAGCCCAACCACUACAUCACCUUCCACAUCCACGGACGCCCGUACCUCGUCCAGCCCGGCGACAGCGUCCGCCUGCCCUUCAAGAUGCCCGGCGUCGUGCCCGGCGACGUCCUGCGCCUCAACCGUGCCUCGGUCAUUGGUAGCAGAGAUUACACCCUCAAGGGCUCACCCUUCAUCGACGAGCGGGUAUACGAGUGCCGUGCCGUGGUGACGGGCACGGAGAGCGAGCCAAUGAGAAUGAAGGAGAAGACGAAGAGGAGGCAGAGGAAAGUGAAGACGGUCAAGAGCAAGCAUCGCUACACGAUUCUGACGGUUAGCGAGCUGAAGAUUAAUGCGCCCGAAGAAAUUGAGGCUUAA